AUGAAAGGCGCGAGCGCCGCGGGCGGCGCCGGUCGUUCAGUUCUCCCUCCGAGUCCUGUCCUACCCCUUACUCAGUGCCCUCCCGAGACCCUCGGCGCAUUGCAAGCAGACGCAGGCAAGGAUCUCCAACGCGUUGUCGGCCAGAAGCCGGACCCCACAUCGCGUCUAGAGGAUACAACACCCUCCACCCCCGACAGGACGAAGCAGCCGCCGUGCUAUAUAGAUCGUCUCCCGACCGAACUUCUAUGUCGCAUCUUCAUGUUGUGCGGAGACCCUUAUCCACGAUUCGGAUUCCCUGGCGACGUGCACAUGCACGUCGGGCAUUCCAUCAUCGACUUCUAUGCAUGCACCACCGUUCUCAUCAGCCGUGUAUGCUCGCGCUGGUCUACCGUCACUCGAGGAUAUCCGCUUCUCUGGACGAUGGUCGACCUCGCUUCACCUCGAGCGUUCGAUCUCGUUGUACUGCGCCUCUGCCUCAUGUACUCUGUGGGCCUUCCGAUGACCCUGCGGCUUCACUCAGGUCUCGGCUACUGUGCCAGCUUGUCGGAGGCGCGUCAUCGUGAAAUUCUCCGCCGUUUUUUGCACAUCGUCGUCAAUGCUUCCGAGCGAUGGGCCGAGUUGUCCAUUCACAUCGACGACCAAUACGAUACACUGCGGACGCUCCUUGCGAGACCGCAGAACGCAUACUCGUCUCUACGGCGGGUAUCGGUGGACAACCGUGCCCCGGGUCGCGCAUCUACUGUGCGAGAGCUCUAUCAGAAAUUCUAUGCAUCAGAGAGCCUAGAUGGCGUCGCCUUCUGGGACUCCCUAGCACCCCCAUACCUGACGCUUCAUGAUGCUCCCCUCCAGCGCUUAACUCGUAUCAGCGUUCGCUAUAUGAGGGAUCCGCAAUCGCUCUUCUCGCAUCUAUAUUCCUGUCAAGGCCUAGAGGUCCUGGACCUCAGCGCGCAGUUGCCGUCUGGCGUCAAGCGAAACGAAGCGUAUGUCCUUCGUAGGCCACUUGAGCUACCACAGCUCAAGAUCCUCUCUCUCGCGGGUCGCCUUGAUUGGACGCAGUUCCUCGCCCAUUUGAUGGCCCCACGUCUCGAUCGCUUGGAUAUGCGCUGGUACAUCGACAAAGUCAUCAUAGACAUGCUGGAUCGGUCUGCAGCGCACCUUCGAAUGCUGACCGUCUUUGAGCCGCCCAUGGACCUUCCCGAGUUCUUCCUCCGAAGUCCUGCUAUGCAAUAUCUACAAAUACUGCGUUAUGAUCCAGGCAUAGGUUCUGAAGGCCCGGUAGACAUAACACCAUUCGUUCCAAGCGGUGUGCGGUGUUUUACAGAAGACUACGACGAUGCGGAGAAUGCGUAUCACGAGUUCAGUACAAGCUAA
This is a messenger RNA of Schizophyllum commune H4-8, 1371 nucleotides long. RefSeq lists its product as uncharacterized. The record is from RefSeq and is a predicted model, not a curated record. Lineage: Eukaryota; Fungi; Basidiomycota; Agaricomycetes; Agaricales; Schizophyllaceae. The transcript is spliced from 4 exons. The coding region runs from base 1 to 1371 and encodes 456 amino acids.